AACCCUUAUCUGUCAGCAGACGUUUUGAGUACUAACUAAAUGUGUAGUAUGUCACUCGACAAUGUAUAUAACAUAUAUUAAAUGUGAAAUAUAUGAGGUGUCAGAUCAGGGAACUGCAUUCAUUUGAAGAAGUGUGUAUGUAAAGUGUGCUGUUCUUCAUCUCAGUAUAUUGUCAUCUCCAGGUGAUGGUCAGCGGCUGAUUGUUUCCUGAAAGCUCUGCUAAUGUCUGCAUUGGUGUUUUAGCUGCAGUAUGGCAGAGGAGCGAGUAAAGGACUCUCUCUCAGAGAAACACAGUGUGAGAUCAGGAUCAUGUGUGUCCAGCUCUGUGUCUCUGAAGAGUGACGUGUCAAAAGGUAAACCACCAGACCUCAGAGAGAAAACACCAUCAUCUGUCAAAAGACUACAGCGCUGUGAACUCACUGUUGAGUGCUGUGAGAGUUUGUCUUCAGCUCUACAAUCCUCAAACUGUGUGCUGAGAGAGCUGGACCUGAGUAACAAUGACCUGCAGGAUUCAGGAGUGAAGCUUCUCUCUGAUGGACUGAAGAGUCAACACUGUAAACUGGACACACUGAGAUUGUCUGGCUGUAUGGUGACAGAGGAAGGCUGUGGUUUUCUGUCUUCAGCUCUGACUUCAAACCCCUCACACCUGAGAGAGCUGGAUCUGAGCUACAAUCAUCCAGGAGAUUCAGGAGUCAAGCUGCUCUCUGAACAACUGGAGGAUCCAAACUACACACUGGACAAACUCAAUCUGGAUCAUGGAGGACACACGAGGAUUACAGCAGGACCACGCAAAUAUGUCUGUUUCCUCACUCUGGAUCCAAACACAGCAAACACUCGACUCAUUCUGUCUGAGGAGAACAGAGAGGUGAAGAGUGUGAGAGAGAAUCAGCCGUAUCCUGAUCAUCCACACAGAUUUGAUGAUUAUCUUCAGGUGUUGUGCAGAGAGAGUGUGUGUGGACGCUGUUACUGGGAGAUUGACUGGAGUGGAGAUGCUGAUGGUGUGGAUAUAUCAGUGUCAUAUAAGAGCAUCAGGAGGAAGGGAGGAGAUCUUCAGUGUGUGUUUGGAUUUAAUGCUCAGUCCUGGAGUUUGUUCUGCUCUUCCUCCAGUUUCAUAUUCUGGCACAAUUACACACACACUGAUCUCCCAGUGAAGGCGCUCAGCAGGAGAAUAGGAGUGUUUGUGGAUCACAGUGCAGGAACUCUGAUCUUCUACAACAUCUAUAGAGACACAAUGAGCCUCAUCCACUCAGUCCAGACCACAUUCACUGAGCCGCUCUGUGCUGGGUUUAGGAUUUAUUAUCCUGGAUCAUCAGUGAAACUGAGCUGA
Molecule: messenger RNA, 1327 nt
Organism: Danio rerio (zebrafish)
Lineage: Eukaryota; Metazoa; Chordata; Actinopteri; Cypriniformes; Danionidae
Source: RefSeq, a predicted model, not a curated record